AUGAGCGCAAUGGAAGUAGAUUCAGAUGUGUCAACAGUUUUGGCCACAUUGAGACUGGAAACCGAGAACGGUGACUUGAUCAACUUAUUCUAUGAAUUGGAAGACUACUAUGAAAGAAAGUUGUGGCAUCAAUUGACGUUAUCGCUAGAGGAAUUCUAUAGGAGUAAGGCUUCUGCCGGUACAUCUGUUCGUACCAGAAUCUACGACUUGUUUGUAUCUCAAUUUUCACUGAAAUUGAACCAGAUUCAGGUGGUUGAUUUCCUCUUGGCUUCGUUGGAAGAUCUUGACUUGACUAAGGAGGAGAACGUCGAGGUUGGGAUCGAGAAGUUGACAGAAUUACAACAAAACAUAAGAACAAACUACUUGAAGACGAACUCAAAUCUGCACCAGGUGGAAGAUUUGGAAAAACUGAUCGAGGAUGACGAAGCUGUGGUGUACGUUGCAUUACAGUUGGCCAGAUUCUAUCUCUACUCCAACCAGAGGGAAACCCAGUUGAAGGCAUCUGACGAAAUCUUGGACUCUCUUAACAAGAAGUUCGAAUCAAGCUACGAGAAGGUUGAAUUCCAAGCCAAGGUGAAUGCAGCAUAUUACUUGACCAAUUGUCAGUUGUACAAGAUCCGUGAAGACUACAACCAUUAUUAUUCCAAUGGAUUGCUCUACCUUUCGGCCAUAGCUACGGUGAACAAAAGCGCCAACCAAACUCUCGACAUAGUAGAACAACAGAGAUUAUGUUACGACUUGGCCAUCUCUGCCCUCUUGGGAGAUAAGAUAUAUAACUUCGGUGAGUUGAUCCUUCACGACAUCUUGAAGCUGUUACAAGGAUCCCAAUGGGAAUGGUUAUACAACUUAAUUCAGUUCUUAAACGCUGGAAACUUGGAAGGGUUCCUGAAGUGGUUGGCCGUGGGGAAGGAUAAGGCGCCAAUUUUGGAAGCGCACGAAGUCUUCUUACAGCAAAAGAUCAUUAUAAUGUCACUUUUGGAGUUGAUCUCCUUGAAACCAGCUACGAACAAGGUUUUACAAUUCAAGGAAAUAUCUGACUUCACCGGUGCUCCAUUGAACGACGUUGAGCAUUUGAUUAUUAAAUGCUUCCUGUUGGGUUUGAUUAAGGGCUACAUCAACCAAAUUGAAAGCUCCUUGAUUGUCACAUGGUUACAGCCAAGAAUCUUGAACCUCGAUCAAGUAAAGGUGUUAUACGAUCACUUGAACAAGUGGGACAGCGGUGUUGAAAAAUUAGGGAAUGAGAUGUUACAAAAUGGAGGAUCUAUCUGGGCUGCGAAUUAA
This is a messenger RNA of Dujonia railenensis, 1281 nucleotides long. The record is from the annotation of a GenBank genome assembly. Lineage: Eukaryota; Fungi; Ascomycota; Pichiomycetes; Serinales; Debaryomycetaceae.